This is a messenger RNA of Plasmodium relictum, 4041 nucleotides long. Its product is annotated as AP-3 complex subunit delta, putative. Gene Ontology annotation, biological process: protein targeting to vacuole; Golgi to vacuole transport. The coding region runs from base 1 to 4041 and encodes 1346 amino acids. Gene Ontology annotation, cellular component: AP-3 adaptor complex; endosome membrane. Lineage: Eukaryota; Apicomplexa; Aconoidasida; Haemosporida; Plasmodiidae. The record is from RefSeq and is a predicted model, not a curated record. The transcript has 3 exons.
AUGGAUAGUUCAUUUAUUGAAUUAAUAAAAGAUAUAAAAAGAGAUGAUAGUGUAAAAAACUUAGAAAAAAAUUAUCAAAUAUGUGUAAAUAAAUUAAAGGACCUAGAAAAAAGAAAGCAGAAUGAUAAAAUAUUUGUUCUGAAUUCUAUUAUUAAAGAAAAAUCAUUUAUAUUAUUAAAACUGUUAUAUUUACAAAUGUUUGGUAAGAAAAUUGAUAAAGAAUAUAAUUUCUCUGUUAUUGAGCUUUUAACUUGUAAUAAAUAUGUUUUAAAAAGAAGAGGUUAUUUUUUUUUGAAUAAUAUUAAUGAUAAUGUCGAUAUUAUUUUUUUAUCAAUUAAUUUAUUUAAAAAAGAAUUAAGUAAAGAAAAUAUUGCAAACAGUGAAAAUAAUGCAAAAACUACUGUUAUAAAUUCUAUAUCUAAUUUAAGUAGUGCAUUAAUUAAAGAUAACAUCAAUUUAUUUAAUAAAAUUGAAUCUAAUAAAAGUCAAUUUGUUCCUGGCUUAAAUAUGAAUAAAGAUUUAAAAAUUUUUAAUACAGUUUUAAUUUUAAAUAGUAUAAGUAAUAUUUGUACUGAUAUUAUGAGUAGUAAUAUAUACAAUGAUAUUUUUUUGUUAUUAAAUAGUAGUUACAUGUACAUUAGAAAAAAAGCCAUUAUAUGUUUUUAUAAAUUAGUUAUUAGCAAUUUAGAUAUUUUACAUUUGUUUUUAGAUUUUAUAAAAAAACAGUUUAUUUCUCUUUAUAAUAAUCAGAGCACUUCUUAUGAGAAAACUCCAAAUGAUGAAAUUGACUAUACGUAUCGAAAUAAUACCUUUCUUUGUUGCUUAAUUAUUAAUAUAUUAGCUGAAAUAUUCUCUACAUUAGAAAAAAAUGAUCAAAAAAGUAAUAAUGAAAAAUACAAAAAAACAAAUGAAAAAAGAAAAGAUGAAGAUGAAGAUAGAAACAAUUUAGAUAGUGUUCAUUCCGUUUCAGAAUACUUGAAAAAGUUUUUGUCUUUUAUUCCUUUUAUUUACAAUAUUUUAAAUGAAAGAUUAAGUUUAAUAGAUAAUUGGAAGCUAAUAAAAAUAAUUAAAUUUCUUAAUAAAUUAAUAAAAUAUGAAAUAAGAAUUUAUAAGAAAUUUUUAUCUAUAAUAAUUCAUAUAUUUUACACAAAUAAAGCAAAAAGCAUUGUAUUUGAAUGCUUUGAGUUUAUCCUUUUUAAUUACAAAAGGAUUUAUAAUAUUGAUAUAAAAAUUGAUCAAUAUAUAACUAAUAAUAUUCAAUCAGAAAAAAAAAGUACAGUUAAUAAUAAUAAUGUUAUUGAAAUUGAUAAAAAUAGUAGUCAGGAAAAUAUUGUGACUUCAGAGAAUAAAAUAAUUAAAGAAAAUAACAAAAUGGCUAACGAAAUAAUUGAUAUUAAUUAUUCUAAUAAUUUUGAUAAAUUCUUAUAUUACUGUUUUAAACAAUUAUUAAAAUAUUUUUUUAGUGAAGAUAAAAAUAUAGUAUAUAUUACAACUAAAUUAUACAAAUAUGUGUUUGUCAUCACUGAUUUAUAUGAUGCUUUUGUGGAGUAUGACUUAUUAAAUGAUUUUUCUCAUAAUAUUUUAAAAAAUUUUUAUCAAAAAGAUUUUACUAUUAGAAAAAAUUUAUUGAAUAUCUUAUAUUAUUUAAUAAAUAAAAACAAUUUUCAGAAUAUUGCUUAUAAUAUUAUUGUAUAUUUAUAUAACAAUGUAGAAAAUGAUUUUUCAGAUGAAUAUAUAAAUGUGAUUUUAAAAUAUGGAAAGAAUAAUUUAAAUAAUAUGGAGAAUAUAAAUUUAUAUAUUUUUAUUUUAUUUUAUAUAUUAUGCUUAAAUAAUCAUAAUAAAGCAUUAGAUACACUUAAACAAAUUCUUCAAAUAAAUAAAGAAAUAAAGGAAACACACAUGACUACAAUAUUUUUAAGUAGUAUUUUUACAAUAACAUACGGAAUAAUAAUUAUAAAAAAUAAUUUAGAAAAGAUUCAUUAUACUUUAGAUGAUGCACAGAAAAGUAAAAAAAAUUUCGAAACAGUGAAUACUAAUGAAAUAUGCAGUAAUAAUUAUUUGGACUAUUAUAAGAAUUCCAAAUGUUAUGAGAAUAAUAACAUAAAAAAUAAUGAGGAAAAUAGGAAUGAUAAUAAUAAUAAUGAAGAUAAAAAGAAGGAUAAUAUAAGCAAAAUAUAUUGUGGUACUAAUGAUAUGAAUGAUAAAGUUAAUGGUUCAUUAUAUAAAAAUAUUGAAAAAGAAAAGUUCAAAAUUAUAAAUAAUGUUUACAAUGAUGAAAACUAUAAUAUGAUAAUAAUUAACGAUAUAUAUAAUUUUAAAAAAGAAUUCAAAGAAUUUGAAAAAUUAAAUAAAUAUGAUAUAUUUGAAUAUAUUAUUAUAAUAUUAAAUUUAUAUGAUAAGAUAAAUCAUAACAAAGGAAAAUGCAAAUAUCAAGAUUUAAAUUGUAUAGAUGUUGCUUCUUUUGAAUUCAUUAUUUAUUUCAUUAGCAUUUAUGUUGAAGAAGCAUAUGAUAAAAUAAAAGAAUUUAAAAACAGUGAAUUUUUAAAAAUAUUUUUCUUUUCAUUAUAUUUAUUUUUUAUUAACUUUAGUUCAAGUAGUAUAUUAUGGAAUAUUACUAAAAUUUUUAUUUUUUUUUAUCAAUUCAAGGAAAAUGAGGAUUUACAUUUUUAUUUUCAAAAAUUAGAGCAUCAUAUCAAUUAUUUAAUAAAUAAGAAAAAUGAUGUAGUAAACUUGGAUAAAUGUUUUAUGUUAAAAAAUAUCUUAGCUCUUUUAAAUAACAAAAAAAAUGAAGAUACUUUUAAUUUUUAUAAUUAUUUUACUAAUUUUUUAGAAUUUAAAGAAAAUGAUGUAAAGUUUAAUUUUGAAAAGCCUUUUAAAUAUAGUGAUUCUUUUUUUUACGAUACUGAAGAAAACGAAAAAAAAGAAGAAAAAAAAAAGAAUGAAUACCAAGAAAUAUAUUCGGUUAAUACAGUAUCGAAUGUUACUGAUAAUAAUAACGAAAAAAAUUUAAACAAAGAAAAACCAAAUGAACAUAUAGAAAAAAAUAUAUUAGAAAACGAUUUUUAUGUAUUAGUAGAAAAACAGAAGGAAUAUAUGAAAAUAUGGAAAAGUAAAAAUAUUUUUUUCUUAAUUGAUAAAAAUGAACAUUUUAAAUUAUAUUUUCAAAUUAAUAAAGGAGACUGUUUAUUAUUCUUAUAUAUUGAAUUAUUAGACAAGGAAAUUAUAAUAAAUAAUUUCAAUCUGUAUAGUUCUUCUGACGUAAUAAAAUAUGAUAAUAUAUUAAAUAGUAAGAAUUAUAAUAAUUUUGAAUUUAUUGAUGAUGAUACAAAUAAUUUUUAUGGAAUAAACUUCGAUAAGAAUAAUCAAAAAGAGACAUUAAAUGAUUACCGUUAUAUAAAUAAUGAAAAUGAUAAAUGUGUUAAAAAAAUAACAAAUGUAGAAAUUUUUAAUGAGAAUUAUAUAAUAUCUCUAAAAUAUAAGAAUAAUAUAUCUUUUAUUAAAUUAAGUUAUGAUUAUUUAUAUAAUUUUAAAAAUUACGAAAAUAAAAAUUUACAUAUUCCAUAUGCAAAUAUUCAGCCCCUUCAUUUAUCUGUAGAUGAAUUUAAAAAUGUAAAUAAAAAAAAUGGGAAAUUUAGAAAUAUGACCUAUGAGAUAGAAAUAAAAAAAAACUUAAAUAUAAAUAAAUAUAUUUUCAAUUAUUUUUUAUUUUUAUCUGAAUAUUUAAAUUUUUACUUUUUUAAUAUGAAAAAUAUUUUUUUUAAUUUUCAAAACAAUGCGGAUUUAGAUGAGCUUCGCUUAAUUUUUUGUAUAAAAAAUUCCAUAACAAAACAAAAUUUAGAAGACAAAAUAAUUCUACUCGUUAAUGUUCAACAUAAAGCAAAAAAUGAAAUAGAUAACUUGCGUUUUUAUGAUGUAACUAUAAAAAUGAAAAUAUUAAAUGAUUCAGAAGACUUAUGUAAUCAAGUACUUAAUUAUUUUGGAUUCUAUUUGAAAAAAAUAUUUUUACAAAAAAUUAAAAUUGAAUACUUUAAUGAAGAAUAG